AUGUUCUUCAUCCACUUCCUUGAACACGUCCUAACCCUGCACCCCACCUUCUUCGGCUCGCACGUCAAGGAAUACCUAACGCAGAAACUCCUCGAUGACGUCGAGGGCGUGUGCACGGGCGACUACUACAUCGUCUGCGUGAUGGAUACAUACGACAUUUCGGAGGGGAGGGUGAUACCCGGCAGCGGCCUGGCGGAGUAUACAAUUAUGUAUCGCGCUAUUGUGUGGAAGCCUUUCAAGGGGGAGACGGUGGAUGCGGUGGUAACGUCGGUUAAGAAUCAGGGGAUAUUUGCGGAAGUUGGUCCAUUGACGGUCUUCGUGUCAAAACAUUUGAUCCCGCCGGAAAUCAAAUGGGACCCCGACGCGACUCCGCCGCAGUAUACGGAUAAUGGAGAACAGGUCAUUGAGAAAGGGACCAACCUGCGCAUCAAGCUUAUUGGGUUGCGAAAUGACGUGCGAAAUAUGUUUGCUAUUGGAAGUAUCAAGGAAGACUAUCUAGGGUGUGUUUGCUAUCUCCUCUACAAUUGGGAAUUGAGAUUGGGGUGCUUUCCACAAUGA
This is a messenger RNA of Paracoccidioides brasiliensis Pb18, 558 nucleotides long. Its product is annotated as DNA-directed RNA polymerase II subunit RPB7. Gene Ontology annotation, cellular component: P-body; RNA polymerase II, core complex. The transcript has 3 exons. Bases 1 to 558 code for a protein of 185 amino acids. The record is from RefSeq and is a predicted model, not a curated record. Gene Ontology annotation, molecular function: single-stranded RNA binding; translation initiation factor binding; single-stranded DNA binding. Gene Ontology annotation, biological process: transcription initiation at RNA polymerase II promoter; DNA-templated transcription; positive regulation of nuclear-transcribed mRNA poly(A) tail shortening.